UGAUGGGCGCGCUGGAGUCCCGAGGGGUGCUGCGGCGAAUGAGCGACAUGCUGGAGAUGCUGAUGAAGAGGAUGGACAUCUUGGCCAGGCUGGAGAAUAGCACUGACUUCCACAAAGGGGAUGAAGCGCGAUUCCCUCUGGACAGGUCACCAGCAGCCGGGUUGAUGGAGAGGAUCCAAGCUAUAGCUCAAAACGUCUCCGACAUCGCAAUAAAAGUAGAUCAGAUUCUCCGGAACAGCCUCCUGAACGGGAAGGUGAUGGAAGGCAGGAGGGACCAGUGCGAGGUGCCCAGGGACCCCAAGUACCCUGAUUGCGCUGGGAAAGUGGAGUGGAUGAGGGCCAGGUGGACCUCUGACCCCUGCUAUGCGUUUUUUGGUGUGGACGGCACCGAGUGCUCAUUCCUCAUCUACCUCAGUGAAGUCGAGUGGUUCUGCCCUCCCUUGCCAUGGCGAAACCGGACGGCGGCUUUGCCUUCGCCCCCGCCGCUGCCCCGGGUGCAG
Messenger RNA from Cariama cristata (Red-legged seriema), 500 nucleotides. RefSeq names its product alpha-1,6-mannosylglycoprotein 6-beta-N-acetylglucosaminyltransferase B-like. Gene Ontology annotation, biological process: protein N-linked glycosylation. Gene Ontology annotation, molecular function: alpha-1,6-mannosylglycoprotein 6-beta-N-acetylglucosaminyltransferase activity. The record is from RefSeq and is a predicted model, not a curated record. Gene Ontology annotation, cellular component: Golgi apparatus. NCBI's taxonomy places the organism in Eukaryota, Metazoa, Chordata, Aves, Cariamiformes, Cariamidae. The transcript is spliced from 4 exons. The annotation marks the transcript as partial.